GGACCGGUGCUAGGGACGCGCGGCGGGCUAGGGUUCACAGCGGUGCGGGCCCCAGCGCCAGCAACCCGCCCCGCCCCCAACUGCGCCCCUCCCUCAGCCCCUCCCCCACUUCCUGCGAGUGUCGGAGGCGGUCCAGGAACUGGUGUUGCAGGCCUGUGGAGUGCCAGCGGGUCGGGCAUCCAGCGGUGAAGAUGAACGGCCCCAGCGCUAGGUCCAGCCACCUGUCGCAGCCAGUGGUGAAGAGUGUGCUGGUGUACCGCAAUGGGGACCCCUUCUUCGCCGGGCGCCGUGUCGUCAUUCAUGAGAAGAAGGUGUCCAGCUUCGACGUCUUCCUCAAGGAAGUGACGGGCGGUGUGCAGGCACCCUUUGGGGCAGUUAGGAACAUCUACACCCCGAGGACGGGCCACCGCAUCCGGAAAUUGGACCAGAUCGAAAGCGGGGGCAACUACGUGGCCGGGGGCCAGGAAGCCUUCAAGAAACUCAAUUACUUGGACAUAGGAGAAAUCAAGAAAAGACCAAUGGAGGCUGUUAAUACUGAGGUGAAGCCAGUCAUCCACAGCAGGAUCAAUGUGUCUGCCCGUUUCAGGAAAUCACUGCAUGAGCCUUGCACUAUUUUCUUGAUUGCAAAUGGAGACCUCAUAAGCCCAGCUUCUCGACUCCUCAUCCCUAGAAAAGCUUUAAAUCAGUGGGAUCACGUACUACAGAUGGUCACAGAAAAAAUAACUCUUCGGAGUGGGGCUGUCCACAGGCUUUAUACUCUAGAAGGAAAACUGGUUGAGAGUGGAGCUGAACUGGAGAAUGGGCAGUUUUAUGUGGCCGUUGGCAGAGAUAAGUUUAAGAGACUACCUUACAGUGAAUUGCUUUUUGACAGAUCAGCAGUGAGAAGGCCGUAUGGUCAGAAAGCUUCUUCUCUACCUCCCAUGGUUGGAUCGAGGAAGUCUAAAGGGAGUGGAAAUUAUCGCCAAUCUAAGUCGACCAUCGGCUCCAGUGAUAAUUCAUCUCCUCAGCCUCUGAAGAGGAAAGGGAAGAAAGAUUCAAAUUCAGAAAAACCCACAAAUGUGAAACAAAAAGUGAAGUCGAAGGAUUCCCAGCAAGCAGUGCUAAACAAUGAUGAAGGCAUUUUCAAAGCUGGAACAGAGAGAUCUGAAACGAGGGGGGCAGCAGAAGUCCAAGAGGAUGAAGACACGCAAGUUGAGGUUCCUGUGGACCAGAGGCCGGCAGAAAUAGUUGAUGAGGAAGAAGAUGGAGAGAAAACAUACAAAGAUGUCAAACAGAAAGAAGACUUUUCAGCAAUGAAUGGGGAAACUGAAGAUGGAGGGGAUAGUGAGGCUGCUGAUGGCCCUAAGCAAGAGGAUGAAAUCCCAGACCACAGAGAGAAGAAGGCCAGUCCCUCUCGGGUAAACGGUGUCACUGAUGAGGAGAAUGGUGAAGAACUGGACCAGGUUACUGAGGAGCUUCAACCAACAGUGGAUGAGGAAGGAAAGGCUGAAGGAGAGAAUAGUGGACAAGAUGAGGCUGACUUAGAUGCUGGAAGACCACCAAGACCAGAAGUGACAGUCACCAGCCCUCAAGAAAAUGAUGAAAAUGAACAGAACAAGGACUCUUCUGCUGUGGCAUAGAUGGUUUUAGAGCAGGAAAUACAUGGGAUGUAAGAGCAUGCAGGGCUGUAAUACUUGAAUAAUGAACACGGCCUCUCUGUUAGGCAGAAUGUGGCAAUAUGGUGGGGCACCACUUGCUGAAUUUUAAAAAUAGAAGCUAAAUGGAAGGAAGGUUAGGUAAUUUGUAGCUCAAAGCAGAAUGACUUAUGUUUAUGUCAGAUGUUUAAAAAAUUCCUUUAGAAGAAUCAAAUAAAAGAGAGAGAGGGAUUUGUACCUUAAGACAGUUAACUACCUGUGUUUGUAAGGAAGAAAGACAUGGGAUAACUUCCGUUAGAUACUUUACUAUAGACUUGGAAGCAAGAGUAUUGCCGGCUUGUUCUAAAGCAUUUAUCUAGGAAAGUGUAGACUUUUAAAGAAUUGGUGAUAGGAAAGCAUGUAUUAUGUUCUCAAAGGAAUAAACUGUUGAAUGGACAAAUUGCAGUUUAGUUUCAGAGAUGAUUUGGAGAUGGCAAUAGAUCCAAACACUCUGAAGCUCUUGACAUUCCUUUCUUCCUUUAUCCAAGGUCCCCCUCAGACAAAGUCAGAUCACAGUUCAAGCUGUCUUCUGGGGGUUGGAACUGCUUCUCCAGGGCACUGGCAAUUGACAUCAGGUGUGUCUGCUGAGACACACUCUCAGGCAAGAACCAGAGAGUGAGAUGUGGGAAUCCUGUGACUUUCCCUAAUCUGGUCUGUCUGUACCAGGAACAAACUGUUUCCCCCUCCUAUGUACUGUUGGAAACUCAAUAUUAGUGAAGAUUCAAUUCUUUCCAUUACUUCAAAAAAGAAUGUUUUAAUAAACACCAGGAAAUAGAAUAGGAAACAGCAAAAAGAAGAGUUUCUAACUACCCAGUUCCUUUGCUUUUUGCUAUUCUUCUGUCAGGGUUGACAUGGUUGCAUAGGGUUAUUAUGUCCAUCCAUCCAUCCAUCCACCCACCCAUCAACCCAUUUAUCUAUCUAUCCAUCUCCUAACCUUUUAGACUUACAAAAAGAUGUUUAUGUUUAGCCUUUUGUUAUUUCAAGCAGAUUCUUUUCUAUAAAUUUAUAUUCUGUCUGAUGGAAUUGGUGAAAAAACUUAAAAUUUUCCCAUAGCACCUGAUUUCAGUUUGUGGAUGGACUAAAUUAAUGUGUUUUCAACUUAUUAGGUAUAGAUAAAGGAAAAGAUAAUGGCAUUAGUUUGAUGAUCACAGUAGA
Microtus oregoni (creeping vole) is the source of this 2828-nucleotide messenger RNA. RefSeq names its product doublecortin domain containing 2 (gene Dcdc2). NCBI's taxonomy places the organism in Eukaryota, Metazoa, Chordata, Mammalia, Rodentia, Cricetidae. Gene Ontology annotation, biological process: cilium assembly; regulation of cilium assembly; dendrite morphogenesis. Bases 192 to 1619 code for a protein of 475 amino acids. The transcript has 11 exons. Gene Ontology annotation, cellular component: microtubule organizing center; kinocilium; axoneme. The record is from RefSeq and is a predicted model, not a curated record.